GCCGACUGAGCGGUUCUUUGAGCUGAUUCUAGCGAGGCUUAGUUUCGGCGUGGACGAAAUAGCUGUGGUGUUUGUAGGGACCCUGGCGUGGCCGGACGCGCCUGGCUAUGUGGAGGCUGCUUGCUCGCACCAGUUCGUCGCUCCUGCGGGUGCCUUUGUCAGAUUCUUGGGCAGCCCUGCCCGCCAGCGCUGGCAUAAAGACGCUGCUCCCAGUGCCAUCUUAUGAAGAUGUUUCUAUUCCUGAAAAGCCCAAGCUUAAAUUUGUUGAAAGGGUACCACUUGUGCCAAAAGUAAGACGAGAACCUAAAAACUUGAGUGACAUACGAGGACCUUCCGCUGAAGCUACUGAGUUCACAGAAGGCAAUUUUGCAAUCUUGGCACUGGGUGGUGGUUACCUCCAUUGGGGCCAUUUUGAGAUGAUGCGCCUGACAAUUAACCGCUCUUUGGACCCCAAGAACAUGUUUGCCAUAUGGCGAGUACCAGCCCCCUUCAAGCCCAUAACCCGCAAAAGUGUUGGACAGCGCAUGGGGGGAGGCAAAGGUGCCAUCGAUCACUACGUGACGCCCGUGAAGGCUGGCCGCCUUGUAGUGGAGUUGGGUGGCCGUUGUGAAUUCAAAGAGGUACAAGGUUUCCUUGACCAGGUUGCUCACAAGUUGCCCUUCCCAGCAAAGGCUGUGAGCCGAGAAACUCUAGAGGAGAUGCGGAAACAGCAAGAGGAACGAGAACGUAACAACCAAAACCCCUGGACCUUUGAGCGCAUAGCCACUGCCAACAUGCUAGGGAUACGGAAAGUACUGAGCCCCUAUGACCUGACCCAGAAGGGACGAUACUGGGGCAAGUUCUACAUGCCCAAACGUGUGUAGUGAGUGUAAGAAAUAAAAGGUACGUAGACCAUUGAAA
This is a messenger RNA of Otolemur garnettii (small-eared galago), 900 nucleotides long. It is a transcript of the gene MRPL16, whose product is annotated as mitochondrial ribosomal protein L16. Gene Ontology annotation, biological process: mitochondrial translation. Bases 108 to 863 code for a protein of 251 amino acids. Gene Ontology annotation, molecular function: rRNA binding; structural constituent of ribosome. Gene Ontology annotation, cellular component: mitochondrial large ribosomal subunit; ribosome. NCBI's taxonomy places the organism in Eukaryota, Metazoa, Chordata, Mammalia, Primates, Galagidae. The record is from RefSeq and is a predicted model, not a curated record. The transcript is spliced from 4 exons.